Aegilops tauschii subsp. strangulata is the source of this 762-nucleotide messenger RNA. RefSeq lists its product as uncharacterized. NCBI's taxonomy places the organism in Eukaryota, Viridiplantae, Streptophyta, Magnoliopsida, Poales, Poaceae. Gene Ontology annotation, biological process: DNA integration. The record is from RefSeq and is a predicted model, not a curated record. Gene Ontology annotation, molecular function: nucleic acid binding.
AUGGAGGUUUUAGUGAUCAUUCCUGACUGGACGGUGCCAUAUAUUGCAUAUCUGCUCAGGCAGGAGCUUCCAGAGGAUGAGGAUGAGGAUGAGGAUGAGGCUCGCCAGAUCGUCCGCGGAUCCAAAGCUUUCACGGUGAUAAAUGGACAACUUUACAGAGAAAGUGUUACUGGAGUAGCUGAGCAUUGCAUCUCUCCAGAGGAAGGUCGACUGAUCUUAAAUGAGAUUCACUCGGGGACCUGUGGUCACCACGCGUCCUCUCGGACCAUCGUGACCAAAGCAUACAGAGCGGGAUUUUACUGGCCGCAUGCGAAUGAGAUGGCUAAAGAUAUAGUUGACAAGUGCGAAGGCUGCCAGUUUUACUCGAACAUGUCUCACAAAGAGCUGAUAUUCAGAGUUCCUCACAGCAUUAUCACAGAUAACGGCUCCAACUUUGAUUCUGAUGAGUUCAGAGCAUUUUCCGCGUCCCAAGGCACUCGGGUCAAUUACACAUCCGUUGCACACCCGCAGUCGAAUGGGCAGGCAGAAAGAGCAAAUGGCUUGAUCCUUCAAGGGCUGAAACCCCAACUGAUGCACGGCCUCAAGCAUGCUGCUAGAGCAUGGGUGACUGAAUUGCCAUCUGUGUUAUGGGGACUGAGAACAACUCCUAAUUGGUCGACUGAUCGAACCCCUUUCUUCAUGGUGUAUGGUGCUGAAACCGUACUUCCGAGUGAUUUGCUGCACAAUGCCCCCCCCCCGAGUGGAGCUCUUCUCAAAAGCUGA